Glycine soja is the source of this 2081-nucleotide messenger RNA. RefSeq lists its product as uncharacterized. Bases 413 to 1639 code for a protein of 408 amino acids. Gene Ontology annotation, biological process: endoplasmic reticulum tubular network organization. Gene Ontology annotation, cellular component: endoplasmic reticulum tubular network. NCBI's taxonomy places the organism in Eukaryota, Viridiplantae, Streptophyta, Magnoliopsida, Fabales, Fabaceae. The transcript has 6 exons. The record is from RefSeq and is a predicted model, not a curated record.
UUAUUAAACUUAGAAUCUGAGUUUUGCUCUUGGUAGGCUGGUUCAGCUAUCUACAAGGAGAUUGUAAAAUUACUACCCGUAGAUCUAGGGUAUUUCAUAACACCAUUUUCAUGUUACACCAUUUUAUUGGUGGCAAUUUAGAAACCUUACCCCUCAUAUGGUUUUCCAAUUCUAGUAGCUUGGGAAUUGAAAAAUCGCUACUACGGGAAUUCAUUCAUUGAGUGUCAUCCACGUAUUCGUUUCCGUUCUAGAUUGCAACCUUCCUUCGUACUCCGUGUUUACGUCGUUCGUGUGUGGAAAGUGGGAAAAGAUAACACCCCAAUUUCGAAGCCCCAUUGCUCUUUCCUUCUCCCCUAAUCCAAUUGCCUCACACACACACUUGCAAGAUCUAAUUGUUCCAGAGAAUCAGGGGAUGGCGGAUGAUGACAAAGCGGUAGGGGAAGGUGAGAAGAAAGAGACGACGGGUGGUACCAGUCCUUCCGGGAGUGGAAAGAAGAAGAGCAAAGGUUUCUUGUUGCGAAUUUGGAACGGGAUAUUUAGGUUUCACGGCGAUGAUUUUGAGAAGAGACUCCAAUACAUUUCUAAAGAGGAAGCUCAAGUUAUGACUAGAAUGAACAGGAGAUCCCGAUCCUGGAGGAGAAUUUCCCGCCAUCUUAUUGUAUUUUCUGUCAUAUUUGAGGUAGUUGCUAUAGUUUAUGCUAUUAUGACAACAAGAUCAAUCGAUAUGAAUUGGAAAAUGAGGGCAAUCCGGGUUCUGCCAAUGUUUCUUUUGCCUGCACUAGCAGCUGCUGCCUAUACAACAUUUGUCAGCUUCACAAGGAUGUGUGAUUGCAGGGAUCAGAAAAUUCUUGAAAGGCUUCGAGCUGAAAGGCAAGAAAAAAUUGAUGAGCUCAAAGAAAGGACAAAUUAUUACACUACACAACAGCUCAUUCAGAGAUAUGAUCCAGACCCGGCCGCAAAAGCAGCUGCUGCAAGUGUUUUAGCAUCUAAGUUGGGUGCAGAUUCUGGUUUGAAAGUGUAUCUGGGAGAUGAAUCCAGUCCCGGUGCUUCAAUGGGGAGGAGCAAUGAAAUUGAAAUUGUGCAGUCCUCUGGACUUCGAAAUCGGAGACAAGUUCAAUCUAGAUCCACUAGUCCAGGGACAACCACACCAAAUUUUGCUGAUCAACAAUUAGUUGGUCCAGGAGGAAUCGAUCAAACUCAGACUUUUGAGCUCAAUCAGCCUGUUGUUGUUGAACAUCACCAACCUCGAAGUUCAACCACACAAGACGGAGGAUGGAUUGCACGAAUUGCAGCUUUACUUGUGGGUGAGGAUCCAACACAGUCGUAUGCUCUCAUAUGUGGUAACUGCUAUAUGCAUAAUGGUCUGGCUCGGAAGGAGGAUUUCCCAGUUAUCACAUACUAUUGCCCGCAUUGUCAUGCCCUGAACAAACCGAAGCAAUCAGAUGAGCAUAUCUCUGGUCUUACUUCUCCAAACACGGGGGGGACUCCAAAAACAGACGAUGGUGUGGCGGAUGCAGUUAAGAAUGCUAGGGCUUCUGCAGCCGAGAGUGUAAUCACAAGCAGUAGUCCCGGAAGUGCUUCUAGCUCUGAGAUUGAGGAAGUAUCAGAAAGGGCAAGUGUGGAGGAGAAAGUUGAUUAAGAGGCAGCUGUUUUUUUUUUUUAUGAUUCAGCUGUCGGGAUUACAUGUCUUGCCCCCCUUGUUCUGGAGACAAACUGACUAUAUAUAAGGGGAAGAACUUUGCAACAGGAAGAGUGAUGAAAUACUUUGAUACCUCUUGUGAUUUGUGAUAUACAUAGAUUACACGUAUUGUUUGUAAAGGCAAUUUUGGCUUUAUUUUUUCGUUUUUUUGUGGCAUUAUAUCGUGACAGUGUUCUAGUUUUAAAACUUGGAUUGUACGUGAAAGAAAUUUUGAAAACUGUAUUUUAAUCCAUUUUGUUUAAUGGAUUGAAAUUUGAUGUAUACAUGGCUAUAAUUUCAUUCUAGGAUUACCGACUUAGUCCAAUGUCCUGUUUCUGGUUUUUUGUAUAUCUACUGUAUACGCAAGAAUUAUUAUUCAUUUGUUUAGACUUUAAAACAUUUA